GAGGCAGGAAACGGUGAAUAAUAAUUAGUGUAUAACCAUUUUCUAUCAUAAAGUCAAAGACGAAAAUAAAACCAUGUUAAUUCAACUUAAUUCCAAAAUGGAAAAGAUAUUCAAACUUUAUAUUGUAAUAUCAAUUUUCGGUCUAUCAGAUAUCCACUGCAUGCGUACACCACGCUUUUUCACGACAAAGGACUAUGGAUACAUGUACUUGAACGAGUAUGGAAUUUCAACCAGUGGUUUAACAUUCAUCACUUUCCAGGUACAAGCAUGUAGCGACGUCCAUAUAGCCUUAAAAUCACAUAUGAAAGAACAACCAAUCGAAAUCGCUUUAGGUGGAUUGAGAAAUACACGAUCUUGUAUACGGCUCACUCCAAGAGGCAAUUGCUUAGUAACAAACCUAGGAUCGGUUUUGGAUUGUAAAGGAUACCGCUCUUUUACUGUGUAUUGGGGAGACAGACAAAUCCUUGUAGAGAAAGGAAAUACCACGGCUGAGAAGUCCAGCAUAUUUCUCAGCCUUCCUUUGAAUUAUAAUCUUGAUGACGUGAACGUAGGGAUAUCUACUGGCUUUGGAUCAUCUGGAAGAUGGAUAAUUGAAGAUAUACACUGCAUGCGUACAACACGUAUUUCUACGACCAGAAAAUAUAGAUACAGAUAUUUGGACGAGUAUGGAAUUUCAUCCAGCGGUUCAAACUUUAUCAGUUUCCAGGUGCAGGCAUGUAGCGACGCCCAUAUAGCGUUAAAAUCGCAAAUGAAAGAACAACCAAUCGAAACUGUCAUAGGUGGGUGUAGAAAUAAACGAUCUUGUAUACGGCUUACUCCACAAGGCAACUGCUUAGCAACGAAUCGAGUAGCAGUUUUAAAUUGUAAAGAAUACCGCUCUUUUACUGUAUAUUGGGGAAACGGAAAAAUCGUUGUAAGGAAAGGAAAUACCACGGCCAGAAAAUCCAACAUAUUUCUCAGCCUUCCUUUGAAUUAUAAUCUUGAUGAUGUAAACGUAGGGAUAUCUACUGGAUUUGGGUCUUCUGGAAGAUGGAUUAUUGAAGAUACCUACUGUUAGCGAAAUGCUUGCAUUUCUAAAUCACAACAUAUGGAUACAUGUACUAAGACGAGUAUGGAAUUUCAACCAGUAGUUCAACUUUCAACUCGUUCCAGUUACAAGCAUGAAGCGAAGAUUAUAUAUUUUUUAGUUUUCCAACGAAUAAAUAUUCAAUUAAAAUUGUCAUAAGAGGAUGGAAUGAUACGCAGACGCGCAUACGGCUUAUUACACAAGGACAGCUAUGCAACAAUUCAUGGGGCAGUUUUAAUUUGUAACGAAUAUCGCCCCUUUAUGUAAUCUGGGGAAACGGACCAAGCCUUGUUGAGAAAGAAAACACCACCGCCGAGAAAUCCAACAUCUUUCUUAACCUUCCUUUGAAUUAUAAUCUGAGUGAUGUAAAAGUAGGAAUAUCUACAGGUUUUGUUUUUUUCUGGAAGAUUAAUGUUUGAAAACAUAUUUAUUAUUUAAUAAUAAACUGACAAAACGAAAUAUAGUCUGUUUUGAAUACUCUUCGAUCCUAAUGAUAUCCAUUGUCUAGAAAUCCCCCACAUAGAUAAACCGGCCGAUGCGACAAAAAACAACAAAACAUGGUUCGAUGUUCGUCGUUUCUUCCUUUAAUUAAUCAAAUAUGUUAAUAUUUUGUAAUAUUCUGCAAUUAUCCAUUCUGAUCCUUGCCAAUGUUCUCCUAAUGUCAUCGAUAAAUGCAAUUAUAUACAUUAUACACGGUAAGGAUUUCCUCGCUACAGAUAAAUUACGUAUCUUUUGAUGUUGGAUUGAUAUUUUGAAGGAACAUUUUCUGUAAUAGGAGACAAGGCAACUGCAUUUAGUC
Messenger RNA from Magallana angulata, 1865 nucleotides. RefSeq lists its product as uncharacterized. The coding region runs from base 74 to 1057 and encodes 327 amino acids. NCBI's taxonomy places the organism in Eukaryota, Metazoa, Mollusca, Bivalvia, Ostreida, Ostreidae. The transcript is spliced from 4 exons. The record is from RefSeq and is a predicted model, not a curated record.